CUCCCAUUUUUUCUAUUAUUUAAUUUCUUUGGACAAUCAUCGAUAGGGUGAAACAUUAGGAAGGAUUUUCCAUUUUUUCUAUUAUUUAAUUUCUUUAGACAAUCUUCGAUAGGGUGAAACAUUAGGAAUGAUUUUCCAUUUUUGGGAGUUCUCUUUUUUUUUUUUUUCUGGUUUAGAUUGAGAACCGAUGAGAAACGAUUAGUGGAUUUUUCCUGGAACAAAGAUGCGGGCGCUACUAUAGAGUCUCAUUGUUGCAGGAGGCAAAGGACCUGAAAUCUCCUUUUGUUCCAUUGGAUAAUCAUUUCUUUAACUCUGAUUAAUAUAUCAUUCAUUCAAAUUUUCAGAUCUAUGGAUUUGAUUUGGGGCAAAUAGAUCAAGUGGUCGAAGUGAGAAGCAGUGAUGGGCAAUAACUCGCUUGCAGAGAAAGAGCUUAGGGUGUUUUUUGGGGCAAAUAGAUCGGAGGGGAGAAGAAUCCUCGGUGGCCCUCUAGUCUCCACAAUAAAGGGAUAGGGUACUUAGAAUUUAGGCGGUCAAUAAUGUAAAAGGGUGUUUUUUUAAAAAUGGCAUACCUUGGGGAUGACAGUGUAAAUUUUCCUUGUAAAUAUCACUUAAUUCCACUUCACCAUGACCUGAUUAAAAUAAUCGAAAUAUAGAAGAACCGUUUCUUUAUAAACAAACGUCGCGUGUUGAGGAAGAUUCGUUUCAAGAAUUUUUCUUAUCAUCUCUCUUGCUUCUGUUCUUCCGAGCCGACUACUACUGAGAAAGUAUCUGAUCAUAUCAAGAAAAAUGUAUACUCUUUGGCUUGUGGGAGGGAUAGUCAUCCUUCUUCUUGUAAAGAAACUCUUCGACCAAAAAACUGAAAAGAGAAAGAAGGACGCAGCAUCAUCAUCAUCUGCCACACAAGAGUCCGAUGAUUCCUCUUCUUCUGGUUGGGAUUACGAGGUGUUCUUGAGCUUUAGAGGUGAGGACACCCGCACCAACUUCACCGAUCACCUCUAUAAUGCCCUCCUCGAUAAAGGAAUCCACACCUUCAGGGACAACGAGGCACUCCGAAUCGGAGAAAAGAUCCGUCCGGCACUUCUCUCUGCGAUCCAGCAGUCCAAAAUCGCCAUUAUCAUCUUCUCAAAAGACUAUGCUUCCAGCAAAUGGUGCCUCGAUGAACUUGCAGAGAUUGCGGAGAGCAUGAAAGAGAGAGGGCAAGGACAGAUAAAAGUAAUGCCUGUUUUCUACAAUGUAGAUCCAUCGGAGGUGCGAAACCAGACUGGUAGAUAUGGGAAUGCUUUUCGAGAGCACGAGAAGAAAUCCGACCAGGACCAGGAGAUUUUAAAGCAGUGGAAGAAAGCUCUCGAAAAGGUUGGUGAAUUAAAAGGAUGUGAUCUGAAGAAUACUGCUAAUGGGCAUGAAGGGGAAUUAAUCAAAUUAAUUGUUAACGAAGUUUGGAAUGAAUUAAGAAAGAACCCCUUGUCUGUUCCUAACAGUAUGUUUGGAAUCCAUUCUCAUGUAGAGAAAAUGAUGAAGUUGCUAAACAAUGCAUCUGAAGAUAGACCGAUUGUGGGUAUCCAUGGCUUAGGUGGCAUUGGUAAGACAACAAUUGCUAGGGAACUAGGAGAGUUGACGGACUUUGUAUUACCUCCCAUGAUAGGGUAAAUAGCCGAUGUAUGAUGAUUGAAGGAUUUGCUGCUAUGACUAAACUAAGGUUACUUCAGGUGGAUGAUACCCAGGUUGCUGGAAACUUGGUGCAUUCUUUUCCAGAAUUGAGAUGGCUUAGUUGGAAAAGAUGCCCUGUACAAUUUACACCAAUCAAUCCAAGGAGAUUAUGUGUUCUUGAUCUGUCACAUAGUGACAUCACAGAAAGCUGGAUGGGUUGGAACUAUAUCAAGGAGGCAAAAACUCUUAAAAGUUUUGGACUUGAGUCAUUGUUCUAAACUAUCCCGAACUCCAGACUUGUCAGAAAAUAAACAAUUGGAGGUAUUUCUUCUUGAAAGAUGUUAUAAUUUGCCUACAAUUGACACAUCCAUUGGUCAUCUUAAGAAGUUAGUCAUAUUGAACAUGAAUGAAUGCUUGAGUCUAAAGCAUCUCCCAGCCAACUUUGGUGAGUUAAGUUCUCUCAAAACACUUCACAUUAGAAAUGCAAGAAUCGACCAAUUACUAGAAACAUUGGGCCUCUUGGAAGCCUUAACGGAGCUAUACGUUGACUUUUCUGCAAUACGGUUACCUAUUUCUAUACGUCAUCUGAGAAACCUCCAAAUUUUAAGUAAUAACCAUUGUUCUAUGAGAAGUAAAGGGUUUAUUCGUGAUGAACAUCAAAGCAAGCCUCGUAUAUGGGGUCGGAGAUGGGUCUGCCAGAGCUUCCUCCAAGUUUGAAAUAUUUGGAUGCUUCGCACUGCAAAAUGAAAUCACUCCCAAUGCUGUCAAAUCUGACAAAUUUAGAGUUAUUGCAACUUUUUGACUGUCCAAAUUUGAUGGAGACACCAACUACUAUCAAUGCUCUUACGAGGCUGGAGUCACUCUAUUUAGUUCAAUGCCCUCACCUACAAUGCAUCCCACAUCUUCCCUCAAGUCUGAAAUUCUUGAUAGUUCAUAAUUGUGAAAAUCUUAAGAGAAAUAUCUGGUUACUCGGAUGUGGGAAAUUUAGAGAAAUUACUUCUUCAUGAUUGUUCCAAGCUAGCAAAAUUAAGCCUUGAGGGAUUAGAUUCUCUGCAGCAGUUCCAGAUUUUGGGUUGUGACUCAUUGAUCCAACUUUUAUUUGGACUUGAUGUUACAAGGCUACUCUGUAACUAACCAAUGUAAAUCUUCAAGCCUGAUUAAAUGAUGACUUGGAUGAGUAAAAAUGGAAUCAACUUGAUCAUCAAAAUUUGGGUGAAUUUUUUUCUUUUACCCAGAGGAAACAAUGAACAAAAUAUCAUUUUUUUUUAAUUGAAUUGAAGUGUAGCAGAUCCCAUGUACAAUCCUUAGAUCAGAAUGAAUUAUUCAUGAUACACCCAAAAUUUGGCCAUCUAAAACUCAAAUUCGGAUGAGAUUCCUGAAAUUAGAUCUGGAAUCAGCAGCAGAAACUGCAAACUGUCUUGAAUCUCCCCCUCCCACCUGAAAGAGUGAAUUCUGGGUGGAUUCAGUGAACUACCUAUCUAUUCAAGGAAUUUCUACAUUAUUCGAAUGCUUUAUAAAUCUUUGUAUGUAAAGUGUUGGUCAUUCUUUCUACUUUAAAACUCCAUGUUGCAUAUAGCUAGUUGUGCAAUGUCCUUCAAGUUCUUGGACUGUUCAUCUUUGACUGUAAUUGCAUGUGCUGGUGCUGCAGCUAUAGUUUUUUCAAUUAUUGAGUGAACAUGAAACAAACUAUUUUGGAAAGCAAAGAACCAUUUAUGAAGGGAGGAUUUAGAAGAUUUAGCAAAAACCAUUAAAAGACAAGUCAAGCCCAUAAAAGUAAGACAACAGAAUUGGGAUCAAGGCAGGAACUGAUUUUGAAUAGGGAGGGUAAUCUUGGAAGUCAACUUAAAGGAUGGGAAUAACUAGAAACAAACUUAAGACUAGUGGGCUUACUUGUCUUGAGAUGCUACAGUGGAAGAGUUGCAAAAACUCAGGAAAACAGAGCAGGUUGUAAGAAGAGCUUAUAAAAUGGUGAAGAAACUGAUAAGUAAUAACAAAAUUUAAUUUAUAAUGAAGCCAAAUUCUUAAAUACCAAAUAUCUGGGCUAAUUACCAACUUAUAAUGAAGUUAUGAACAAAAAUAGAGGUUGGAAAAUAGUUCAGAAAACAGGAUGCUGCCUAUAGCAGGGAAAGAAGAGAUGAGAGGUAAGAAAGAAGAAGAAUAUGGAUAGAGACACCUAAUAAGGAAAAUACAGGAUUAAGAGAGGUAGAAAAGCCAAUUAACAAAUAAAAAUCUGACGCCGGAAGAUUAUAGAGGAUUAGGAGGUAACACAAGUGAUCAAUUCAAAAGAAAAGAAAGAACUCGCCACCCAAAGGAAAUCCACCUAAGGGAUAAGAGAACUCAAGAAGAACUACUUCUUGUCAAAGGCCAAAGGCUUUUUCUAUGAAUAAACUCCAAGUACGUUUCCUUCCAUUCACUAGUGCAGGCUUUAUAUAGAUGAGUAUGGAACAACCUUCCAAGCAUAGGCCAUUUCCAAAAAUGAAACUAAGACUAAUUGGAAAAACACAAACAAGGGGAAGACAAGUAACUAUCCAAUAGGAAGGGACCUUGGGAACCUUAAGAGGCAUUCUUCACAUAUUCAAGAUUCUAGAAACACAAUGGUUGAAGUGCUCAAGAAGUUCUAAAACUGAAUGUAGAUGAAAGUUUGACUAAAAAAGAUGAAUUUCGGACUUCUAAAUGUUUGCAGUCAUCCCAGACACUUUACCAAAACGGCCAUAACUUCUUCUAGAAGAUAAUAAUGAUGCACCAUUUUUUUUGUUGGAGAAUAAACUUCUAGAUAUUUCCAUCCAUAUAUGGCAUGACUUCUAGUUCCUUCUGAGUUGGUUCAGGUGUCUCCGUGAAGUUACCCCAAAAUCCUAGACUGCAACUUUUAUUUCCAGCUUCUAUCCUUUGACUUGGGCUUGAGGGCUUAUUGGAAUGGGUUGUUGGCCCAUUUGAAAAUGCUCCUGCAUCAAAAUCCUAAACAAAACAAACUAUUGUUUAAAUGAGAGAAAUGUUGUCCUCUUGUGUGGUGGCAGGGGCACAAAGAGAUUAGAGAGUUUGUAGGAAGGAAUGGAGACAAGGUUAUACAGCUCUGCUACCUCAGAAAAUCAGAUUCUUGACUGCUUUGAAAAUUUGCAAAGCAAAAUAUGUCUGUGCUAUCUUGUUAGUUCUUCAGAAGUGGUUUCUGUUUUAGAUUUUGAUAUGAAUUUUUUAUUUCACAUCAUAUUAACAGUUUGAUUUUAUGUCUUUCACCACUUUCCUUUUUCAGGUUAUUGCGGGCCCUUUUGGAUAUCUUGAUUCUAAUCGGUAAAUGACUGGUUUCUAGACUUGUUAAGGACAAUGUGCUUAAAAAUGGUACGUUCUCGAUACAUUGGUGACAGUGAAGGUGGAGAAAAUACCAUUCAUGUAAAGGACAGAAGACAAAAAGAACGAAGAUUCUAAACCCACUGCAUAGCUCCAUGUUGUAGUUUCCUUUGGCAGAGUCGCUGCUGCUCUGUCUGCAAUUGCCACAGGUACACUAGCAUUGUCAUGAUCCGGUGAGCAGAUGAUAAAGGCUAGCAUGGUGAAGGUAGCAGCUUUGGCCUUAAUGGCAGCACAAAGCCUAGAGGCCGCAGUGACAAAGAAGGCAGAGCACCAGCAACUUGAAUCUGUCAUUGUCUGCUGUUAAGGUAUUAUUGUUAGGGACCUAGUGUCUCUUAUCUGCUGCAUCAAAUUGAAGAAAGGAAUUGGCCUCAUUUUUUUGCAUUUUUUAUUUUGAUACUAGUAUCACUCCGUAGAAGGUUCUU
Molecule: messenger RNA, 5411 nt
Organism: Macadamia integrifolia
Lineage: Eukaryota; Viridiplantae; Streptophyta; Magnoliopsida; Proteales; Proteaceae
Product: TMV resistance protein N-like
Exons: 5
Coding region: 787-1647 (286 amino acids)
Biological process (GO): defense response; signal transduction
Molecular function (GO): ADP binding
Source: RefSeq, a predicted model, not a curated record